CCUGUACAUAUUGCUGUCGAAUAUUGUUUAUGCUCAUCAGUUUUUUAUUAGUUGACGUGUUUGUUAGUAUAAUUGUAAAACCUGAUAAUCUUUCGCAAUAUUAAAAAUGGUGGAAAUAAAAGCAGUUUUGGAAAAGUUUUACAAUGACUACAUAAGCAAGACGCCUAAGAAAUUGAAAAUCGUUGAUAUUUAUCUUGCUUAUAUAUUACUAACCGGCAUAAUUCAAUUCGUUUAUUGUUGUAUGGUUGGCACAUUUCCCUUUAAUUCUUUUCUCUCUGGAUUUAUCAGUACCGUGAGCUGUUUUGUACUGGGAGUGUGCUUAAGGUUACAAGCAAACCCACAAAACAAAAAUGUGUUUGCAGGAAUUUCACCAGAACGAGGAUUUGCUGAUUUCAUUUUUGCCCAUGUUAUUUUACAUUUGGUUGUAAUGAACUUCAUUGGAUAAAAAUAAAACAUUUCAAAAUAAAAAUA
Messenger RNA from Lucilia sericata (common green bottle fly), 471 nucleotides. RefSeq names its product dolichyl-diphosphooligosaccharide--protein glycosyltransferase subunit DAD1 (gene Dad1). The transcript has a single exon. The record is from RefSeq and is a predicted model, not a curated record. Gene Ontology annotation, biological process: protein N-linked glycosylation. NCBI's taxonomy places the organism in Eukaryota, Metazoa, Arthropoda, Insecta, Diptera, Calliphoridae. Gene Ontology annotation, cellular component: membrane; oligosaccharyltransferase complex. The coding region runs from base 107 to 445 and encodes 112 amino acids.